Haliotis rubra (blacklip abalone) is the source of this 4113-nucleotide messenger RNA. RefSeq names its product C-terminal-binding protein-like. Gene Ontology annotation, molecular function: NAD binding; oxidoreductase activity, acting on the CH-OH group of donors, NAD or NADP as acceptor; transcription corepressor activity. The coding region runs from base 485 to 1834 and encodes 449 amino acids. The transcript is spliced from 11 exons. Lineage: Eukaryota; Metazoa; Mollusca; Gastropoda; Lepetellida; Haliotidae. The record is from RefSeq and is a predicted model, not a curated record.
GAUGAUGCGAGAUUUAGCGAGAGCACGCGCCAUUUAGCGGCAGGACUACUGACCACUGAAAGUUUUUCAACACUCGAGAAGAAAGCCACUCAAUUCUUGAAAUUGUCGAUAAUAAUUACGAUUUUUCGAAUAAUUGAAGUCCUAACACCCUGAGCACCAUCCCGGUUUACCCAGGAGGUGACUGUGGAUAUCGCACGGAGUGAUUGAAUCGUGUUCACAGGACGGACUAGGCCUGUGGCGGACAUUGCGAGCCUUUGUCUUGAUCCGAAAGGUAUUCAGGAUGUUGUCGUUCCAUAUGAGAAAAUUUGACUUGGUGAUCGGGACACUACUGUCCUGACGCCGUUGUUGAAUAACCGCUAGAGUUGUCUCCCCUGACGAGAUUGAGACAAAUAUUUUCCCACUCGGUAUCAGCCCACCUUGCAGGAUUCGCGGUCAGGAGUCAUCGUGGGAUAUACACUUUAAUCAAGGUGUCCCUAUCCAGCUCAUGGAAAAAAGGCGGCCUGUACAGCCGAUCAAGAAGCCACGAAUAGACACUCCCACCAUGUCGAUCCGUGGACCAAUCCCUAACGGGCCGAUGCACCCCCGUCCCUUGGUAGCACUCCUGGACGGUAGAGACUGUUCCAUCGAGAUGCCCAUCCUCAAAGACGUCGCAACAGUCGCCUUUUGUGAUGCACAGUCUACUACAGAAAUACAUGAAAAGGUACUAAACGAAGCGGUUGGAGCUCUGAUGUGGCAUACCAUCACGCUUACUAAAGAGGAUCUUGAAAAAUUCAAAAGUUUACGUGUGAUAGUGCGAAUCGGUAGUGGUUAUGAUAAUAUAGACGUCAAAGCUGCUGGAGAAAUGGGUAUUGCUGUGUGCAACGUACCAGGCUAUGGUGUGGAAGAGGUAGCAGAUUCUACUAUGUGUUUAAUACUGAACUUAUACAGACGGACUUACUGGCUCGCUAAUAUGGUCAAAGAGGGCAAGAAAAUAAAUGGCCCUGAACAGUUACGUGAUGCAGCCCAGGGGUCAGCUCGUAUCCGUGGUGACACACUAGGAAUUGUGGGUCUAGGUCGGGUUGGAACUGCGGUCGCAAUACGAGCCAAAGUGUUUGGGUUUAAUGUUAUUUUCUAUGACCCCUACCUCGCAGAUGGUAUAGAAAAAUCCCUGGGCAUUACGCGUGUAUACACAUUGCAGGAACUACUUUUCCAAAGUGACUGCGUAUCACUACACUGCAACCUCAAUGAACACAACCAUCACCUGAUAAAUGACUAUACCAUAAAGCAAAUGAGGCCUGGUAAGUAUGAAGGUGCAUUUCUAAUCAACACAGCUCGCGGAGGCCUUGUUGAUGAGCACGCUCUAGCCUCGGCCUUGAAGGAUGGGAGGAUACGUGCAUGUGCGCUUGACGUCCACGAAAAUGAACCGCUGAAUUCCCUAAGUGGCCCUCUCAAGGACGCCCCCAACCUCAUCUGCACCCCCCAUGCUUCCUUCUACAGCGAACAAAGUGUGACUGAGCUCAGGGAGAUGGCGGCUGGCGAGAUCAGGAGAGCUAUCCUAGGCCGAAUACCUGAUAGCUUAAGGAACUGUGUUAACAAGGAGUAUUUCACCCCCACACCCAAUCCUGGUAGUGUGCGCUACCCCUUCCCGCCAACUGGUUACCCCGACAGUAUGAACGGUGCUGGCUACCCUGCAUUUAACCCUGCCGCCGCCGCAGCAGCAGCCAUGGGUGUCCACUCGACAACCGACACCCACUCCGUCGUCCCACUAAGUACCGCCCACACGACCGCUCACAGCACUCUUGCUGAAGCUGGCAAUCACAUGGCCAAAGCAGAAAGCUCUGAGGUCGUCCAUUAACCCUAUUUUUACAAACCGUGCUGUAAAACUAAACAAAAGUGCUUGACCGCACCGGAAAGGGUUCAUUUGUGGAACAACCGAGCUGGAUUUUCAGAAGUUGAGCUCAAAAGGAAAUAGAUUAUGCUGUUACUUUAUUCUUGGAUCAGGCCCUGACGAACAAGGGCAUUUGAGAUGAGAGAAGCAGCUGAGAUCAUUACUGCAUCUUGAGAGUGCUGAUGAAACAGGGACUGAAAUUGAACAAUUCAGAGGAACGAAGAAUGGUAGCCAAUGUGUUACCAUAGCAACAGACGCAAUCUCAGCCAAGUGCAAAACCAGACUCCAAGACUUGCUGAGAGCAAUUGUCUUUUCUACCCAAAACUUUAGAAUGUAGAGAUUUGUGUCUGUUUAAACAAAGGGCAAUUUGACAACUUAACUGAUUUUAAAAUCUAAUUGAUAAAAUCAUGUAGGAUUUGUGUGUAGUCGCUUCACAGGUUUGGAAAUGACCUGUCUAGAAGACCCGAGUGUGAAGCUUCGUAUUGUCACAAAUCACGUCCGAAAAAUUGUGUUGAGUGUAUUGAACAUUGAACCUUUUCAUGAUUAUGGCCUCUAAGGUUUCAAGGCGGUUGGCUUCCGGUAGGUGUCAUUUCAUGUGCAGAGCAGCCUGGGUCAGAGAUUAUACAUAAGUAAUAUCUACAACAAGCACCUUUCUUCGAGAAGGGGUCAUUUUGUAUUUUAAGAUAUUACAGUGAGGUGUAGCAUGAUCACUACUUACUUAUGUAUCUUGUCUGCGUGAGGUGGACGCCAAGAUGGAGGGUAGGUGUUCAGGAUUUCAUUGUCAUGAAGUUUUACUCGCAUUUUGUCAAAGAAAGUUUUUAAGCCAAAGAUAGCAACUUUGCACUUCUGUAUGUUCACCCAGAUUUCAACGUACCUGAACGUGUGUAGCGUCGAUGCAGGUGUAGUCGUAACUUUGCAUAUAUCAAAGGUCAUUUCCUCUUUGUGGAGGUCGGAUCAAAGAUGGUUUCAGAUGAACGUCUGCAAAUGAACUUGUUCACUUGAAUACAAUUAUUUUUUGAUAUAUGGUCAUUGCCAAGCUUUCUUACAGAUUUGAAACAGAGGAAGGCAGUAUUUUUGACAGACGGAUUUCAUGUAUUGCAUUUCUUCACAUCAUAACAGGAGAGAUUUUAGCAUCGGUGAGAAAGAAACAUUAUUACUGCAUUUUGUAAUGUACUUUCAUUAAUCAAUCAUAAUUACGUUCAUCCAUUAGCACUGGCAAUUUCCCACAUGGCUUUUAAUCCAAAAGGCUUUCUGACAAUCAGCAUUGACUGCUUUGUGGCAACACUUCCCACUCGAAGGACCUUCAUUCGCUCGAUGUACUUAGAUCAUUCUGCUCUAAGAGAUGUGAUUAGGUUUGUGUCAGGAUGUGUUGCCGUUUGAUGGAGUUUGGGAGAACAACGUGGAAACGCUCAGGCAAUGGUGCAUCCGUAUUCAUCCUCAUUCUUAUUGACCAAUUACUUUGUGUGCAGUUCUACUGGACGUCUACGUGGAUAGACACUGUUUUUCUCUCUCGUCAUCUGUAAUACAACCGACGUGCAUGUUUCUUUUAUACAACUUUCAAAACAGCAUCUGCAGUCGGUGCUUGAUAUGUUUUGUUGAAAUUGAAAUGUUUGAUAAUGUUUUGUAAGUAUUCAUGGAAGGUGAGGACUAUGCAUAGAGGGCGCUGUUCCUAGCAGCCAUCCCUCGUAGCGGCUGUUUGUGCUUGUCUUACUUUAAGCUUGGGACACAUUUUCUUGAAGAAUUAAUUCCAUUGGCAUAUUUUUAGUUCAUUGUAGUCUUUUUGGAAACCCAAACAUUUAACCGUUUACAUUUUUCCGAUCAACACGUGCUUGUGUCCCUGCAUUUUGUCUACUUGAGAAAAAUUAAAAUUUAAGUACAAGAAUUUUUUUACAAAGUGUUAUUAUUUUUUUAUUGCAAUUAAUAAAUUUUGAAACGCGUCAAAAUGGGGGAAAUAUUUUUUGAAAUUUGUAUGCAUUUUGUUGGUAGAAUUUGGUUAGUCCAGUUACUACCAGCAAAUGCAAAUAACUGAGGAAAAUAAAGCUGUGUGUUUUUUUCUCGAGAGUUUGUUGUCCCAUGGCAGUAUAAUGCUUCAUUGCAUUGUCUACGAUUCAUUAAGCUUAUAGACCUAUCUCAGUAGCUGUAGACUAGAAACAAAUGUAGAUAAAAUUCGGAAAAUGCCAGUAUAUCUGAUCUGAUCUUCCAAUAUAAUUUUAUGAAUAAAGACAAUAAAAUUUUCUACAAAUUGG